GUUUUGAUUGUGUCGUUCCCAAAGGAGGUUAUCAAACGAGCGAUAGUUUUAUUGAUAUAAAUUAUACUUUUAGUGACCCACAAUUUGCGAAUUUUAUAUUUUAAUCUCCCUCUUUCUGUUUGUUUGGUUGUUGCCUCUUAUUUAUCUCAUUACCGUUCGCAUUUUUCGUCGCAUUUUGUCACUCGGUUUGUUUUGCGUGUUCGAUUUAGGUUAAGAAUAAAAUUAUUUUUUCUUCCAUGUCUCAAAGGAAAUCCUCUACUAGAAGUAUCUUUCACCAUGUCUAUCGUCAACCGUAUGAAUCUUAUUCAUUCAGGACCAAGCUUCAUAAUGCCGCGAAAGGCAGCAAAGAUUUUGUGCAACGGCUAGGUCUGCUAAAGAAGCUUGCCAUUCACAAUGGCUGUGUUAAUUGCAUCUCCUGGAGCGAUGAUGGUCGAUUAUUACUGUCAGGAAGCGAUGAUCAACAUCUCAUUGUGACCAACGCUUACAAUCACAAGAUUUUAACUGAUUACAAAACAAGUCAUCGAGCUAAUAUCUUCUGUGCAAAAUUUUUACCCUGCACAAAUGACAGCCGUAUUGUCUCUUGUGCCGGUGAUGGCUUGAUCUUAUACUCAGAUGUGACACGCCUGAAUGAAACUCACCAAAACAUAUUUAGUUGUCACUCUGGGACCACCUAUAAACUCGUAACAAUUCCCAAUGAUCCCUAUUCUUUUCUCAGCUGUGGAGAAGACUCAACAGUACGAUGUUUCGAUUUAAGGAUGAAACAAAAAUGUAGCAAGCAGCAAUGCACCGAGGAUGUUUUAAUCAAUUGCGGGCGCGCAGUCACAGCUCUAGCCGUUAACCCUUGGGCUCCCUAUCAAUUUGCUGUAGGAUCAGCCGAUAGCACUGUUCGUCUCUAUGAUGGUCGUAUGCUCAGUAGUAAACCAGAAAUUGAUGACACUCCGUCGCCAAAUUAUCUUUGUUCGUUUACGGUACCUUCAUUGGCCCAUGGGGCAUAUCGAAUUACAUCUCUAGCCUUUUCACCAGAGGGAGAAGAAAUUUUAGCCAGUUACUCAGCAGAAUAUCUCUAUCUUUUUAACAUAAAGAACUACAAAAAAUGUGAGUUUAACCCCAGCUCUGUCAGGACAUCUCCUCCAAAUAAAAGGUCCAACAGUCAAAAUGUUGCAACUCAGAGUAGCUUCCCAGCAGUGCGGAGACUACGAUUAAGAGGUGACUGGUCGGAUACAGGCCCAGAUGCUCGACCAGAACAAGAAUUGAAUAGAAAUACAGAUUCUUCACCUGCUAGACGCUCUAUACAUGCAAUUUUCAUGCAAAGAAUGACAAAUGCUAUCUUCCGAAUUUUUAACAGUUCAGUAAAUCGAGACGGUGCAACUCAAGAAACACAACAAACAGAAAAUUCAACUGAGGAACAGGAAUCUACGGAAGAAACUAGGAAUGAAAAUGAGGGUGGAAUCGAAGAAGAAAACUCACCUGUUGAUGAGAAUAGUCGCAAUUCUUCAACCAGCGAGUCUCAAUUAUCUGACACUGAUGCAUCCACAAGCAGUCCAUCGUCUGUCCAAAGGAAUGAGACGCAGGCACCCUCUGUUUCAUCAGCAGCCUCUCAUCCAAGCCAAGAGAACGUCCAACUUCCAUCUUUUGAGCAGACUUAUUCAUCUCUAGUAAAACAACCAAAAUCAUCUCAAUCAGGCUCUUCUGUUUCUCAAUCUUAUGCUAACUGCGGUCUCCGUUUCAGUGACUCAUCAGCUGUCACUCCAUUAACCAUGAAUCAACCUUCCACUAGUUCUGUUGCUAACUCCUCACGCCUGGCUAAAACCUCCAAGUCAUCGCAGGCUGGAAACAACAGCAAGGUUUCAGUAUCCAGCUCUUCAUCCAAUUCACUAGCUCGACCAUCACGCUCUUCAGUUGCAACUCAAACUGAAUUUCAAUUAAAUUCUUCAUCCACUGCAGUUACAGAAAAUAGCUUCACACUUGCCUCUUUCUUGACAAAUGUUCCUCAGAUGUUGUCAACGUCCCAUUAUCUCCGUCAAACUGAUGACACAGUGUCCUCAUUGCUUCAAAAUGAUACUAGGCGCAGCACUCGGGAUAGCCCAGAAAGUCCACCUCCUUCACCUUCACGGGGAAAUAUCGUUCAGGUGGAGCAGAACUAUAGUCCAGAGAGUCCACCUCCAUUGCAGCAAGGAAGUGUUGUUCAUGUCGAACACAGGUACAGUCCAGAAAGUCCGCCUCCAUUGCAACAAGGAAAUAUUGUUCAUGUUGAAGAUACCUAUAGUCCAGAAAGUCCACCACCAUUGGACCAGGGAAAUAUUGCUCGCACCAAACGCAGCUAUCGUUCAGAGAGUUUACCCCCAUCGCAGCGGGAAAAUGAUACUCAUAUGGAACUUAGCGAUAGUCCAGAGAGUCCGCCACCAUUGGACCAAGGAAAUAUUGCUCGUACCAAACGCAGCUAUCGUCCAGCGAGUCUGCCCCCAUCGCAGCGGGGAAAUGAUGCUCAUAUAGAACAUAACUAUAGUCCAGAGAGUCCGCCACCAUUGGACCAAGGAAAUAUUGCUCGUACCAAACGCAGCUAUCGUCCGACAAGUCUGCCCCCAUCGCAGCGAGGAAAUGAUACUCAUAUGGAACUUAGCGACAGUCCAGAGAGUCCGCCACCAUUGGACCAAGGAAAUAUUGCUCGUACCAAACGCAGCUAUCGUCCAGCGAGUCUGCCUCCAUCGCAGCGGGGAAAUGAUACUCAUAUGGAACAUAACUAUAGUCCAGAGAGUCCGCCACCAUUGGACCAAGGAAAUAUUGCUCGUACCAAAUGCAGCUAUCGUCCAGCGAGUCUGCCCCCAUCUCAGCGGGGAAAUGAUACUCAUAUGGAACAUAACUAUAGUCCAGAGAGUCCGCCACCAUUGGACCAGGGAAUUAUUGUUCAUCUUGAACACAACGAUAGUCCAGAGAGUCCGCCCCCUUUGCAGCAGGGCAGUAUUCUACAAGUUAGACAUAGCUCGUCAAUGGACGAAUCCUCAAGUCAUUCUCAAGAACCAAAUAACAUGUCUUUAGAAAACUGUGAUAGUAAACAAAAUUCAAACGUCGAAUCUAACAAUGAAAGUGAUAAUUGUACAAAACUCGUCAGGGAGCCUAACACAGUUCGUACCUGCCACAAUGUUCCUCUUAGUAAAUCAACACCCUGCUGCUCAUCCGAAGUUACUACAAUCUCUGUUGAUAGGGAUAGUGUUUGCAAAAAUGAAAACUUUUCAUGCAGUGAAAGUGCCAAAGAAGCUAGUAGCAAUGAAUCUCUGAAUUUUCAUAGUGUUAAGGCUCAAAUCGACGCUAUUUCAUGUCAAGUUUCUAGUAACUCUGCAGGAUCAACGCAGGAGACUGAAGACUUUAACGAUCCGUCGUCAUCAUCAAGCUGUUCUAGUAAUUGCUCAGAUUCAAAAAUAGAUGAGUCUUGUAAUCGCAAGGCUAUUAUUUUCUCAAAAAAAGGUAAAGGUAGAGCAGGGAAAGUGUCUCAAGAUGUUGUAAUGCGUCCCAGAAGUGUCUCUGCCUCCGGUGAACAAGACAAUAAAAAAUCAUGUGAUUCCAAGAAAGUCUUUUCGUCUAGUAGUUCUCAAUGCACUUGUGAUUCUUUUAGCCAAAAUUCAAAGCUAUCUCACCAGUCACCAGGAUCUUUCGCUUUUUCCAAUGAUUCUCUCUCCUCUAAGGCUCAAAAUUUUAUCAGUUCGAAUGAUCUAAGUCAGAAUGAAAUCGGAAAUGAAGAAGAUAAUGAUUUGGUGGAGCUCCUUGAUAGCAAUGGGAAAAAAAAGUUAGAAAAGUCUGAAAUGCACAGUAGCUGUGAAUCCAUCUGUGAGAGUAAAAAUUUCGAUGACUAUGGCCAUGAGAGUGAUCUAGAAGAAAAUGAAUACCCGUUUAUCACGCAAAAAUAUACAGGUCAUCGUAAUGCAAGGACGAUGAUAAAGGAGGCAACUUUUUGGGGGAAUGAUUAUGUCCUUUCUGGUAGCGAUUGUGGCCAUGUAUUUGUCUGGGAUCGCUGGACAGCCAAAUUGACAAUGCUGUUACAAGCCGACAAUCAUGUCGUCAAUUGCAUUCAACCGCACCCGUUCCAACCGAUUCUAGCCACCUCCGGUAUUGACUAUGACGUGAAACUCUGGGCACCAAUAAAUGAGGAAUCAACUUUUAAUGAGGAAAAAGCUCAGGAGUUGAUGCAGAGGAAUAUCAUCAUGCUUGAAGAGACAAAAGAUACAAUUACAGUUCCUGCCUCCUUUGCUCUCCGCAUGCUAGCUUUUCUGAGUCAUGUUAGACGAGGAAGAAGAUUGUUCCCAAAUGAGCCUGAACAGAACUAAGUGUGAAGUCUCCCGAAGAAUCCCCAAGAAUCAUCGUAAAUGGCUCCGAGAAAUGCCAUUGACAUAAUUUGGAAUGUUCCUGAAAUCAUGAUUUUUUUUUUUUUUCAAACAGACAGAUUCAGUCUGAAAUUUUUAGAAACUCAAAUUUGCAGAAAAAGGAAGGGCAAACCCCUCCAAUGUCUGAAAAGAAACAUUGUUAUAUAGCUAUUGUUCAGCUACAGGACUUUUAUCUUUUCAGUAUUCGCAGAUCAAUUUCUAAAAAUGCAGGUCAUAAGGAUAGAGCUAAACAAAACAGUCACUUUUACAUUGUGGUGUAUCAAAAUUUCAAGGCCUAUUUUAAUUUUUUGGAAUUAACCUUUAUACAGGCCAGAAAAAUCUAAGCAAUUUUCGAUGAGGAAUGUUUUUUAGUUUCCUUCUAAAAAUCAAAACAGGAGAUGAGAUUUUGAAACACCCCAAUGUAGAUUUCACUUUUUUGCCUAACUUUAUCCAAAUACUGUUCUAGUAGAUCUCUUUUUGAUUCUUAAAAGCAUUUCUCAGCAUGUACCCUUUUCCAAUUUAAGAUUAAAAAUUGUCGGUUUGGCAUAGAACAGCAACAAAAGGUAGAAGCAGCGUAUGAAAGUGUCUAUAUCAUUAGGUUGGACGCCUCAAGAAAUGUAUCUGCCCUCAAACCGGUGACUGAAGUAGUAGGGUGUCAGUCCCUGCCUUACCUUACGUGGGUAGUAUUACAUGAAUAUGGAUAAAUGGUCAGAUUAUAGUUGAGUGAAGAUCUGCCUUUAUAACUCUCAAUUAUUCUGACAUGAUCUCUAUUCAUAUUAAAUUUAAAUAUUAAUUUUUACUGUUGCAAUAGUCUUUGAAAAAAUAAUUUUAGUAAUUCUUACUAACCAUUAAAGUAUUUUAUCAACCCACAGCACUUGUAACCAUUAUCAGGUGUAUUUUUAGUCUAAUAGGCUCUCAAUAAUACUUUAUUUUCUAAAUUGUAAAAAUCUGUUGAAGUUUAAAACCGUAACUUAGACUUUAAGACUACAAAACGAAACUGUGAUAUAUUGAUUGAUUUUGAAUUAUGCAGGCAAACCUUAACACGACUUAAAUGUUAUGAAAUAGGGUGCCACAAUGUUAUACUGCCCCAGUAGCAACCAAUGUUAAAAAACUUUUAAAAGGUACGAAAAUAUUAAAAAAACAACUCUUAAAAGAACUGUUAAAAUGUUCAUUUUAGGAAACCCUUUUUGGGUAUGUUUUUAAGUAAAAUGUAUGCCAGGUAAAAUUCAAGUAAUCUAUACGAAAACUCUCAAAAGUAUAAACUGUUAGUAGUUUUUCAACAUUCAAAAUGUUCCAAAAAAUAUUGAAAGACUUUUAAAAAAUUUUAAAAGACUUUUUAGGUAAAUUUAAAAUGAAAUUUAUUUUACCUUAGAUAUGGCCUGAAAGUGUUUUCAGAAAUGGAUAUUUUAACAGUUUUCCACGAAUUUUUAAAAAUUGCUUUCAAAGGUUAUUGCUACUAGGGUGCAGCUUUAAUUACUGAUGAAGAUUUUUUUAUUCACUGGAGCUGUUGCUAAUGAAACAAAGAAAAAAAAACUCUCUGUUUUUAAAGCCAAAAGACUAACUCCAAAAAGGGAGGAGCAUCCCGAAUUGUUGCUUAUUGUUUCUGUUUUUCACUACACCACAUGACAUCAGUAUCAAAUACUCUUCAUAUAGUGUUGGCAUUUACUGCAAAGUGCAGUUUACUUUUGCCAGUAUGUAAAUUUACACAAGUUUCAUGUGAUGGUAAAAAUGAAGUACAGUUUUCUGUAAGUGCUAUGAUUUUUUCACAUUUUAACAUCGAACUUGUAUGGUGAGCCUGAUCGCUCUGUAAUCAAAUAUUACAGUCGAUUGUCACGAUUGAUUGUCAUCGUAAAUCGUAACUGGCGGUUGGUUUGGCUACAAUUUACUAAAUUUACCGGUGUCAUACUCUUUUAAAGUGAAUAAAUAAGAACAGACUACUUGACAGGAAAUGAAAUUAAGCACUGCAAGAUAUGUUUCCAUAUCAAAGUUUUACGCAGAAAACAAUGAACAGAUUCAAACUUUCCAAAUUGAACUUUAAAGUUAGUAAACAACAGCGCUCAAAUAUGUUGACUUAAACAAUCAUUCACCAAAAAAUAACAAGAGUCUGCUUAAGUCAAAUCCAUUUCAAAAUUAAUCUUGGUAUAUUCUUAAAUGGAAGAAUUUGCCAAUGUAGAUACUAACUUUUUUUUGACGAGAUUAAAGAUACCUUGUGUUUUUUUGGAGCGUAAAGUUUGGAAAUACUCUUAUAGUAAACUACAAACGUUUAUCUCUCACUUCUGAGUCGCUAUAGGAAAUUUUUGAUACACUUCUAUGGUAUGUAAUUUCUUACUCUGUCCAGUGGUCAAUUGUCUCGUGUAAAAAAAGUAAUGAAAAAAAUUAUUAUAAUAUUUAAGUCAGAAAUUUUUUUGUGGAGUUGGAACAGUUUAUUUGAGCUUCUGAAAAAUCUGCCAGUGAAUUGUUAAAUUACCGUUAUUAUUUUGAAAAGGUAAACUCUUGGAGGAAGAUUUACCUGAUUGUUUUGUUUACUGUUUGCUCUUGACUUUGAGGUUUAUCUAAAAACAAAAUGUCAAUCACAUGUUUGAUGGUUUGAGAGAUCGAUUAUGCAAAGUUUCAACUAUCGAAUUUUGUAACAAAAAAUGUUUUUUUAGUGAGCUUUCUCCCGUCUCCACCCUUAUUUUUUCGUAAAAAAGUGAAAAAAUGAUUAUGAAGGUGGAUUUUCUUUUAUGGGAGGUGUUAUGUUGGAGAAACCACAGGAUUAAUUUUAUUUUGGCUCUUAUUAAGUAAAGCUAAAGAUUUAGUCUUCUCUUUAAGCAUUAUCAAGAACACAGAUUUAUUUUUUAUAACUUCAACACUUUCUUUAUUUACAUUACAUCUUGUUAGUCUUUUCAAUGAUAGGAUGUCAAUUAUUGACGCAUAAUGUUCUGUGCUAUUUUCUAAUUGCAACUACAUGUACUCUCUCUGGUUAGAGGCCUUAAAUGGUUUCUAAAUUUUUUUAUUCUCAUUAACAUUGAUGAUUUAGAAAUAAUUACAGUGUAAUUGUCGGGAAAGGAUUGAAAAGGCAACUAAGCUUUCAUUUAGUAAAUAAAGUUAACUAAAAAAAAGAUUAAAAAUGAGUUCCAAAAUGCAUUUUGGAUCAACUUCAGCCAAAAAAAUUUUCAGCUCACCAACUGUGUGACCAGGUUGAUGGGGGAAAAAAGGAAAAAUUUAUUAGAUAAUUUUCCAAAUAAUUUAAGAAGUUCUUCAUUUAUUAAGAGUUUCCGCUCAGGGCCCCACUGAACCUUGUAGCAUAAUCUUUUUUCAAUAGUUAAAUUAGGUCAAUUGAAUCAUUUCUAUUUCAUCAGGAAAUACUUUAAUUAAUAUUUUUAAAUUCAAUGAUAACUUUAUUUCCAUAGAUUGUUAUGCCUACUCACCACAAGUCUAUAACACCUGUAAAAUCACUUAAUUUAAACGUUGCCAUAACUUCAACCGUGACACUUUCCGGGAAAGUGGGGAAGAUUUUUAAGUUGAAUUCAUAACUUUGCCGUUUUUCUUGCAAAACGCUUGGAUUAUAUCAGAUAAUGUGCUCGUUAAGUGUCAAUAUAAAAAGUGUCAAAUAUCCGUUGUUGAAAGGACUAGAAACUAUACUUUGCCAGCUCAACAGUUGGAACAGCCAAGCGCAGAAAAACCGUUUUUCUUCAAAUGACCCUUUUCCAUUUUAAAAUAUUAAAAAAUUGUAUGUUGUUCACGUUUUGAAUUCACUGGCAAGCACUUCUGAAACAACACAUUAUGAGAGUAGUAAAUACAAUUUGUCCCCAUUUUUUAAAGAAGGGCAACAACUUUGGCGAACAGAAAAUGUAAUACCAAACUAGUUUGGUGAGCUCAGAAUUUUAGAUUGGUUUCAGGUUUGCUUUAGGGUGUUAUCUGAACCCUUGGGUUUUUUUUUUUUUUGUCAACGUCCAUCUUUAUGGGCAGAGCCGUGGUAGGACAUUAAAAGUAAUUUAAGAACUCCUCAGUUUGUAGACUUUUAACAGGGUUUCCAGCUAUUUGAAAAGCAAGGUGCUUGCUAUUUGAUUGCGUAGUGAUCUGGAAAACUGAAAAAUUGCAGCAAUUGCUAUAAGGCCUCUUUCUCUUCUCUGAGAUGCUCGUGGAAUUCAAAAUAUUGUCAAUUUUUCUCCCCCUGUUUCAACUGUCUAAUUUAAGUUAAUACUCGUAAACUUAUAAGAGCGCAUGAUAAUCUCGAAACCAGUUAUCAAUUUUAAUUAGUCUUGCCGAACUUUUGAGUCAAAAAUGUUUGAAUUAUUUAGAAAAAUUAUGGGGGAGGUCUCAUACUUGGGAAUCUGUCAAAACUCCGCAGGAAACCCUGUUUAAUCAGUAUUGGUUCUUCAAUUAAGUUCCAACCACUCUAGUCAAUCAAAUAAGUCGAGCAAUAUCUUGUCAGAAUAAAAUUAUUCAAAUUUAAAGUCAUAGAGGUAAGAUUGUUUGAAGAGCACAGAACCAUUAUCUUUUUUCCUCCACCUAGGUCAAUGAAAAAUGCGUACACCCUAAAGGGUCUCUUCGCUAAUUUCACAUCAAAAAAUGAAGCUGUCUUCACACUACAUAAGAAGAAUUGAAUAUUGAUGACUAAAGGAAAGAAAUGCAUAGGUAUCUGAGCUUGCAAUGAUGUAACCCUGAUGUAUUCCUGUUUAAUUUUUUUUAAGUGAAAACUAACCUACAGUUUCUAUUGAAAUUGUCCGUGAAUGUCUGUUCCCAUUCUAAAAAUAUCACACAGAAUUGCAAGGAAACAUUUUGAUUAGUUUUUUUCGAAAAACAUAAAACAUAAUCGGAGAAUUUAAAACGUUGCAAUGAAUAUUCGCAUUUUUCUCGGUUACCGUAGAUGUAAUGUUCGUGCUGAUUUUGAAAUUCACAUUGAAGUGAGUAGAAUUGCCUUUGAUUGAAUUCUAAAACUUUUAUUAGCCCUCAGGUCAUCGAUUUCCUCUCUCCUUUCUUUUUUGAAAAGAAAAUUUAACAACUCUGAUUAUUAAUGCUCUUCGUAAUAAAAUCCAUGCAACAGGGUAAAAAAAUGAAGGAUUAAAAAUUUAAGAAAACUGUGAUUUUGUUCACCGAUGAUACUUAUACCUAAGAGAUUACUGAUGAGCUAUGAAGCGAACAUAAACUAAAUAUUUAGCUUUUUGUUUUUCUUCAAUCUUACUUUUAUGAGCCAGCAAUCGAGCGCUUUUUUUAUGGUUCGUAUAAAUGAUCUUUCUAGCAUGUUAUGAUGUAGGUAUGGAUAAAACUCCAUCGUUAACUGUAUUUACUACAACAAAAUUGUUAAUAAAAGCUUAAUACCGAUUACUAAA
Molecule: messenger RNA, 9670 nt
Organism: Bemisia tabaci
Lineage: Eukaryota; Metazoa; Arthropoda; Insecta; Hemiptera; Aleyrodidae
Biological process (GO): positive regulation of transcription by RNA polymerase II
Cellular component (GO): Cul4-RING E3 ubiquitin ligase complex; cytoplasm
Molecular function (GO): protein binding
Source: RefSeq, a predicted model, not a curated record